This is a messenger RNA of Cladophialophora yegresii CBS 114405, 489 nucleotides long. RefSeq names its product peptidyl-prolyl cis-trans isomerase-like 1. Lineage: Eukaryota; Fungi; Ascomycota; Eurotiomycetes; Chaetothyriales; Herpotrichiellaceae. Gene Ontology annotation, biological process: protein folding; protein peptidyl-prolyl isomerization. Gene Ontology annotation, molecular function: peptidyl-prolyl cis-trans isomerase activity. Bases 1 to 489 code for a protein of 162 amino acids. The transcript has 2 exons. The record is from RefSeq and is a predicted model, not a curated record. Gene Ontology annotation, cellular component: catalytic step 2 spliceosome.
AUGGCAACCGACGUCGUGCUCGAAACCACGAUGGGUGCGAUCACAGUUGAACUUUACAAUGACCACGCUCCCAGGACAUGCAAGAACUUCUCGACCCUGGCUCAGCGCGGCUACUACAACAAUGUCAUCUUCCAUCGCAUCAUUCCCGACUUCAUGAUACAAGGAGGAGAUCCCUCUGGCACCGGCCGUGGCGGCGCAAGCAUCUACGGAGACAAGUUUGCCGAUGAAAUCAGCCCUUCCCUGAAGCACACUGGUGCCGGGAUCCUGAGCAUGGCCAACAGCGGAAAGGACACGAAUGGAAGCCAGUUCUUCAUCACGUUGGCGCCGACGCCGUGGCUUGACGGGAAACACACAAUUUUCGGGAGAGUCAAGAGUGGAAUGAAGGUCGUGCAGAGAAUGGGACUGGUAAAGACAAAUGCCGAGGACAGGCCCCUGGAAGAAGUCAAGAUAGUCCGGGCCAGGGUGGUCGAGGGUACCGAGGGUGAAUAG